GGAUUUCCAUUUUUAUGACACAUUCUAAUCUCGAAUAAACAAUAUACUUAAACCUUAGCUUUAACAGAAUAAUUAAAGAACAGCACUGGAAGUGGAAAGUGUACAGUGACAAUAGGGUAGGCAUAUGGUAGGUUGUAGCAGCAUUGUCCGCUGUUAGAACUUGUCCGAAAGUGAGUAUGUGGUCCAAUAGCAAUGCCAUCUCGUGACUCAAUCUUUUCCAAUACAUUAAAAAAAAACCAACCCAUCAUAUGACUGCGCACGCAACGUUUCCACUAGUUACCUUAUUAUAGAUGAUUAAUCAAAAUUAGAUAUAUUGGACCGAGCCAAAAAUAAAAUUUUCCUAUAUAUCACCAUGUAAUUCUUUUUAUUAGAUUUACCGAAAACUUUAAACCACAACUUCAUUAUUCAUUUUUACUAAAAACUCAAAACCUAAACAUAGGGUUUUGUAUAUAUAAUAUUUUAGAUUUUGAAAACUUCCACAAACAAAACCAAAUCUCUGAGAUUCAGAACAGAAAAUGAGAGGUGGAUGUAAAAAUUUAAGAGCAGGGGAUGAAAAGAAUAAUAAAAAAGAUGCGGCUACUGGUUGGAAUAUCCUUCAGCAUCUCUUACCACACCUUCUUUUUCUCUACCUUUAAUAAUUUUUCUUGUUUAAAAAGCAUCUUCUUCUUCUCCCUCCUUCCUCAUCAUCAUCCUUCACACCUUAACCAUCCAACAUAUUCAUCCUCUCUAUUUCUCAGUAUAUACAUUCAUAGAGAAAGAGAUAUACAGAUUCUCUUCCUCCAAACCACCCAAAGCCUUAAAUAUCAUAUUCUAUCAUAUAUAUAUUUGUGUGAGCCUUACGUAUGGAUUCUCGUACAACGUUAAUAUCCGCUACGGCGGCAAGCCUUUGCUUUAUAUUAUGUAUCUGCAUGACGAACGGUGAGCUUCAAAGAUUCAUUGAGCCGGCGAAGAGCGACGGUUCCGUUAGCUUUAUAACCAUCGGUGAUUGGGGUCGCCGUGGCGACUACAAUCAGUCUGUUGUGGCCUACCAGAUGGGAAGGGUUGGAGAAAAGAUUGGUUUAGAUUUCGUGGUGUCCACGGGAGAUAACUUCUACGACAAUGGAUUGUAUAGUGAACACGAUCCUAACUUCAAAGAGUCUUUCUCCAACAUCUACACUGCUCCAAGUCUCCAGAAACAGUGGUACAGUGUCUUGGGGAACCAUGACUAUAGAGGUGACGCAGAAGCUCAGCUAAGCUCUGUUCUCAGAGAAAUCGACAGCCGCUGGACCUGUCUCCGUUCCUUCAUCGUCGACGCAGAGUUGGUCGAGAUCUUCUUCGUUGACACCACUCCUUUCGUUAAAGAAUACUACACAGAAGAAGAUGGUCACACGUACGACUGGCGUGCGGUCCCGUCCCGGAACUCUUAUGUUAAGUAUCUCCUCCGUGAUGUCGAAGCUUCUUUGAAGAGAUCUAAAGCCACGUGGAAGAUUGUGGUUGGACACCACGCGAUGAGAAGCAUUGGUCACCAUGGAAACACUGUAGAGCUAGUUGAAGAGCUUUUGCCGAUUAUGAAGGAGAACGGUGUUGAUCUUUACAUGAAUGGACAUGACCACUGUCUUGAACAUAUCAGCGAUGAAGACAGUCCUAUUCAGUUUCUGACGAGCGGUGCUGGCUCCAAGGCUUGGAGAGGAGAUGUUGACCCGACCACCAACAAUCCUAAGUCUGUGAGAUUUUAUUACGAUGGUCAAGGGUUCAUGUCUGCUAGAUUCACUCACUCAGAUGCAGAGAUUGUCUUCUACAAUGUGUUUGGUGAGGUUUUGCACAAAUGGGUUACUUCUAAGGAGCUUCUUCAUUCCUCUGUUUGAUCAGAAUUCUAAAUAAAUUUUUGUUUCCUUGUAAUUUUUGUAACAUAUCUUUCAAGUCCUAUUGCAGGCUAGGUAGGCUUCCUGCUUAGUUUAGCAUCAAUUUAGCUAUAGCUUAUCCCAAUAAAAAUAUUAUCUAAAUGUAAUGUAAUGUAAUGAUUAUCUUCUUAAUGUUAUAGUCAUUUGCA
This is a messenger RNA of Brassica rapa (field mustard), 2029 nucleotides long. Its product is annotated as purple acid phosphatase 17. Lineage: Eukaryota; Viridiplantae; Streptophyta; Magnoliopsida; Brassicales; Brassicaceae. The record is from RefSeq and is a predicted model, not a curated record. Gene Ontology annotation, molecular function: acid phosphatase activity.